AUGAAUGCUCAAAUAUCCUUUCUUGAGGGGACUUUUACCCUGAUCCACGUCCCUCUCAAAACCUACCCGCAUCUCCUUCAGCCCAUAAUCCGAACUCUACUACCGCAAACCCAAUCGCUCAAGGGCUCCAUCACUCCUCCCGAUCGAGAGCGCGAUGGCCUCACCACCGACGACCAACACAGCUUUCUCAACGUGAGCGUAACUCCUCUCGAGUGUUCGAUUGUGUGCCAUAGCUCCUGGGCCGCAAACGUGUUUGACCCCGUUAUCAAGGCCUUACCGAAAGAUGUCGCCAAAACCAUUUCUGUGUCUACUGACGAGUAUCUCGUCAUCUCCGUCAUCAGUGCCGCGUUGGUCGCCCACGGUUUCCAGCUCGCUCAGAACGACCCCAACUACAAGUUCAAGGGCCACGAAAACCCUACCGUUGCCCCGCCGCAGGUCACCUCGUCUGUCUCCGAGCUCCAGACCCGGACGUUUGACCUCCUUCGAAAGAACAGCGUGGUACCGUACAUGCAGGAGGACCUGCAUCUCGUGCAGUGCUCGGGCCGAGAGAUAUCCCACCUCAACCAAGAGUUCUCCCACCACUCUUCUCGCAGACUUGGAAAUGGAAACAGCCGCCCUUCGUGGCUGGAUCAUGUAGACACCAAACUAUAUACCGCCAUGGUCUCGGCUUUCGUAUCGCAACCGAAAUUUCUUUCCGUCACCUUGGCAAAGGAAGAGCCACCAUCGCUUCUCCUUGACAAAUCCCUACUCGAUAUAUUCGGCGAUUCCCUAGUUGGAGAUACAGAGGGCGAGCUCAUGCCAAUCUUUCUCGACCUUUCCGGUCUGUCCUACGAGGCCACUGGUAUCGUCUGCGGCGUAGCUGGAAAGCUGGUGGCCGACAUGGAAACACAAGGAAGCUCGGAGCUGUCGUAUCUCUCCACCGCCCGCGCAGGUGCCGUGAUCCUGUCCACUGAACAGGCUGCCCGUGCGCUCACUAUUCUGAAGCCUAUGCUGGAAAACUGA
This is a messenger RNA of Parascedosporium putredinis, 1002 nucleotides long. The record is from the annotation of a GenBank genome assembly. NCBI's taxonomy places the organism in Eukaryota, Fungi, Ascomycota, Sordariomycetes, Microascales, Microascaceae.